This is a messenger RNA of Argiope bruennichi, 2849 nucleotides long. RefSeq lists its product as uncharacterized. The record is from RefSeq and is a predicted model, not a curated record. The transcript is spliced from 2 exons. The coding region runs from base 415 to 1884 and encodes 489 amino acids. NCBI's taxonomy places the organism in Eukaryota, Metazoa, Arthropoda, Arachnida, Araneae, Araneidae.
GUUACCUUUGUUAAAUUUUAAUCCUGUGACAUCUGUUGACUCGAUCACUUGCUUUGAUUGAACUAAAACCCAUCGCUGAAUACGAAGUACAGUCCUCUAAAUAUCUGGUGAAGACCUCAUUACAAAUAACAAAAAGAAAACAAUUGGUGUAAAAAUUCAAAGAAGAAUCAGUAAUGGAUUCUGUAGAGGCAAAAUAUGCUAAAGCGGCGAUAUCUUUCACAUAAAUAAAUGCACAUUGAAAAGAAUAACAUUAGAUUUGAAGACGUAUAAAAUCAUAUAAAUAUAUUAAUUAAAAUCCUGAACUCUUAAAUUAGCCCAGAAAACACCAAGUGAUUAGCAUUAUUAUCCUUCAGUCAGAGCUUUCUCGUGCUAAUCUCUCAGACAUCAUACGUUUAUUUUUACCUUUGACAAAAAAUGGAUAAAUCUAUGAGUUUCGUGCUGAAGUUGCCACUCAAGGAAAUGGCUCUCAGAAAAGUAGUUGUCAAUUUGUGGAAUGAAAACGAUAUUUUGACUUCUAUCGGUAAAUUUCAGUGCGAUGUGUUUAAUGGAAAUCAAUUGAAACUAGAUUGGCAAUAUGAUGUUGAAAAUAAGGUAAAAGAUAAAGCGUCGAGACUUCUAUUGCCUGAAUUGCUGAAGAAACGUUUGAUGCGUGUAAUUAGACCUAUUGGACUGGAAAUUUUUAAAUGGAUACGAUACUCAUGCGAAUCACUUUAUUUAAUUUACCAAUUAAGAUAUUUCAGUAUACGCACUUUAAAACAACUGCAUUGGACAUCUGCAGGAGCUAUAGACUAUCAAAAAACAGCGGGAGCACUCAUAAGCCUUAAUAUUUUUGAUGUUGUGAAAAAUUACAAAUUGGCUUGUGAAUAUUGCCUAGUGGAUGAGCUUCCACAUCUUUGGAGGAAACUCAAUGCGAGAGAUCAAAAGGAGUUUUGUGAAGAGGAAAACUUCUGGAGAAACGAUGUGGCGUAUUUGGAGCAUUAUUGGUCUUACUUUCUGAAAGGAGAAGAAUCUAAACUGUAUUCUAGCUUCUCCUGGAACUUCAUGGAUUUUAAUCAGAUAGCUUUUGAAACUUCUGUCCGCACAGGAAAUAAAGUGGCAACUAAAUAUUUUUUUCCAAAGUUAAAUAACGAAGAACGAAACGCUUCUUUAUUUUAUGCCUUCACUAAUGCCGUCCGACGAAGUGGCAAGACGAAUGAUAUACCUAAAGAAAUGCCUGAAGUCUUACUUUAUUUAUUUUCCCAGAUGAGUCCCGAACAACAGAUGCAAGUUUUAAAAGAGCAUACUCGGGGGGUUCUAAGGUUUUUCCUGGAUUGGCCACUGCAAGAUCUUUACCUAGAUAUCGCAGAUAUCACCCGAGCGUUUCUAUCUGAAGAAAGUUUCUAUGAUUUGCUGCACGAUACUAUCGAAGAUGCAAUAGAUUCAGGUUACUAUUUCCCAGACUUGAUGCAGAAAUGUUUCCUCUGUUGCCCCGCUGAUUUUAGAACGAAGUUCAUAAAUCGGUUUGUUUCUCAUUUUUAUAAAUUCGAAGAUAUAGACAUUGCCAGAAUUGUUUUCAAAAGUGUCGACCGCGAAAUCAGAAUGGAGCUCUUGUUUAGAAAUUUGUGGUUUUUUCUACUUCUCUCCGAUCUUAUAUUGAACGACAAAUGGAAUGUUGUGGAAGAAUGCAUUCAAGAAGCUUCCUUAUCAGAAGGAGACGAGAAAAGGCUGAUGCAGAGUCUUUGGAAAUCUCUGCCGUUUCCCGAAAAGGCCCAAAAGCGGAUAUCGAAAAGAUUCGUCGACUUCCUUGACGAAACCGAUGCGGACGCUCGUGGCAAAGUGGAGAACGAGACAGUGACAACAGUUAAAAAACUCUGUACCGAAGACAAAAAGAACAAUUCCUCCUGAAGUUAAAAAGAAAAUGCAGCUAUUGUUUUCUGAAUAUUAAACACUAUUAAAAAGUAGCUGUCGUAAACUAAAUAUGUAUUCAUAAGAGUAAUUGAUAAUAAUUAGUAAUAGUAAUUGACAAAACCAGUGGGAGUGGUCUUUCCAAAACUUUCUCGCAUAUUCUUUAAUAAAGAUGUUAUCCUAAUGACUGCCUUACAUGACAGUGGAGUACAAUAAUUUGAAACAUUGACUAUUGAUAUGAAUUUUUUCACUACGUCUAUAGUAUCAUCCUUGGCGAGUUAUUUGGCGAUUUAUCCCUGGCAUGAGGUUAAUAGUGUCAGAAAAUCGAAUUUGUGUUUUGAACACAUUUUACUCAAACCAAUUGAAAAAAAAAAACAUUUGACACAAAACUGCACUUGUAAUUACAAAUUUCCAUGCCAAAUUUGAUAUAUUUAAAUCAUUAGGUUUUUGAAUUAUGGCGUUUACCUGUUCCUGAAAGUGUAGAUCUAAAGACAGUCAACCCUUAAUUGGAUUUAGUUAAAAUUGACUGGUGUGACUACACUACUAAUCUAUCUAGCUCUCUUCGUUUUUUAGUAACCGUCUUAACUUAUAUUCGAACAGCAGGGCAAAGGGACUUCCUUUUAGCAUAUUUUACUCAAAAUUUGAUAGAAACCUGCAAAUUUGGUUUAAAGAUUGUUUACUAAAUAUCUGCUGUCUAGCUCUAAGCGUUUUUUAUUUAUCUUUGUAAGACAGACAGACAGGCGGGAAUUUUCCUAAAAGGGAGGGAGGUAUGGAGAUUUGUCAAAAUUUCGAGUUCGAAUUUUUUGACGAUUACCAUACUUUCUCUAUACUACGUAUACGAGAAAGUAAAAAUGUAUCUUUAAAUCUAAAUUAAAUAAUUAAUUUUUUUUAGAAAUCUUAUUGUUUCAAGACAAACAAAGGUAGCUGUUUAAUCAAUUAAGAGCUAAAUUGUAUAAAAAUGUAUA